AUGUUGGACGCGGAACCCAUCGAACCGCAGUCACUAGAGGAUCGAGAGCGGCUGGAGUGGCAGACAAUGCUCGCGUCGGUCCUAGCAGGCGACGUACUCAAAGCGGAGAACACGCGCAUCGCCGUUGCGCUCAACUCCUCUUCCGAAGAAGAGAACAAUCCCCGCUCUGGUAUCUGGCUCGGCAUUCGCGCGCGUCUCCAUGGCCGCACGGUCGAAGAGGAGCGCAGGAAGCUCGAGGAGAGGCGGCUGAGGACGGUCAAGCCCGUGAUCGAGGAGGUUCUGAACUUCCGCGUCCAGGACCCGCCCGCCGGUUCGACAGAAGGCCGCGAAACGUACGCGCUUCAGCAGGUCAAUGCCGUGCUCCGCCGGCUCGAGAUCGCACACUCCCUAUAUCCCAGUCUACGCGCCUUCUACAUAGACUGUCACAGCGCGGUUGACGUCGAGUUCCAGUCGCGAUGCGAUACCCUGAAUACUUGGUCCACAGUCCUUACAUCCCUGAGACAGCUCCUCGGGACAUUGCGGAAAUGGACCGGGAGUGAAACUAUGGACGUCUCUCAGCCCUCGUCACAUCCCCCAACGCCUUCGUUGCGUUAUAGCGAGAACGCGAACGGCGGCGGCACGACCUUUGUCGAGAGGUUCCUGAAGGAGGAGAGCAUCCAGAGGCAGUUCGAGAAGGGCUCUAUGACCACCAUUCACGCUCUUGUCGGCACAACUCGCGAUGCGCACGUUAACCUGGCGCCCAUGUUCAAGAAGAUGAAUCUGCCGUCCUUCGAGCAAGAACUGGUGCCGCUUGUCUCUUUCUUGACGAACCUCGCGCAAGCCGUGCUACGCGUCCGGCUCGCGUACGCGCAGAAGCUGAAGAACCCCGACGUCCUCAUCAUCGACCAGAUGACAGAUGACCUCAAAGUCAAGAUUGGCUUUGCCUGUACGCUGAAGAGGCAAUAUGAAGCCUUCCUUGUGCCCGAUCCAGGGGGCAACUGGAGGCUCCCUCCCUGUAUCAGUGCCGAUUACGACUCUACCAUCCUAGAAUCCUUGACCUUUUUCUUCAAACUCAUCCACUGGAAGUUGAAGAGCGGGACGAAGGGAAUUCACUUCAAGGAGACCGACGUCAUUGAGGCACAGUGGGCAACCUUCAACGACGUCAGUCUGACCAUCCCUGGAGGCGCUACGCUGGUCGCCGAGCAACUAUGCGCUCUGACAAACAAGCUCAUUGUCCGUGUCACGAACUACUUCGACACAUCUAUCCGCGUUCCCGGUAUGGCCGACGGUUCCCUAUCAGAGAUGCUCAGCGAUCGCGUCCGCAAAGUUCUCCGUUCUAGUGGGCUUAACGGUACUCCUACAGGUCAGCAAACGCUCCCGACCGGGUUGCAGCCGCCAAGUGCGAAUGUUCCCAAGGACCGGCUGGUCACCUGGUACGGCAAAAUUCUCGACGGCGUGAAGCAACGCUCGCGGAAAUUGCUGCGCCUGGGACGUGUCCUGUCACGUCGUUUCUGCGAUUCGGCAGAAUACGAUCUCGAGGAUGCCAGCAUUGACGUGUUCAUCGCAACGUUGGUGGAGUCAGACCACUUUCUCGUGUACACUCAGACUUUCGAGGAAGAGGGCACGUACAUCGUGGGACACCCUUCUCUCCGAGACCGUCCGGACACUAUCCGACGACUCCUCCUUGACGCGUUCCAUGUUCAUGAAAUUGACGAGAGCAGCUGGCUGAUGGACAUGGGUGAGGCGGAGCCGGAGGAGGUGGAGGAGGAUGCUUCUUACUUGCUCGUGCUGUCUCCACGAACACGAUUUCUCUGGAACGGUUUCGUGCUGAUGCUGCAGUUACCCAAGAUUGAUCUGCAUCUAGAGGACAACCGCAUCCGUCUCAUCGCUGAUGGCUCCCAGCACCGACUAGUGGCUGCCAAACGCCAGUUCUCCGAAUUCUUCCAAUCCGUAGAAGACGAGGAGACGGGAGAGCCGAUAGAACCCGCUAUGCCGAUGCCCAACUGCCUGAUCGAACAGCAAGCACAUCUACCCUCGGUCAAUCGCGAGCUGCGUAAGAUAGGGCGCGCGACCAAUCGCCUAGCGGAGUCUAUCGUGGAAUCGGUGCACUAUGUUCGUCAGACGUUGCGAGACACUACCAACUACCAGGAGCUCCUCGAGAACUGGUACGUGUUCGCCUCCGACUAUGGCGCUCACGUGGAGAAGUACAUGGACCAGGCAAUGCUCCUCAAGUACAACCAGUCACUCAUCAAGCUCGCGAUCUCAUGGGUGUCGUUCAUCUGCGACGAUUGCGACCCGAAUGAUCGCAAGACCUUCCGAUGGGCUGUCACCGCGCUAGAAUUCCCCCUGCAUCGGACACGGCGAAACAACAUCCUCCAUCUGCCAGACGACCAGUUCGAAAUGCUGCGCCAGAAGGUCGCAACCUGCAUGACUCUGCUCAUCUCCCACUUCGACAUUCUAGGCGCGCGCUCGGCGUUGGACGCGAAGCGGGAGAAGGAGCGGCAGGAGGAGCUAUUGCGGCUGCGGACGUCCAACCGGCGGUCGGACGAGGACGAGGAGGAAGCUGCAUUCCAAGCGUCUCCGGAAAACCAGGACUCCGUCUACGCGUAUAUAGACCCUGCGCUGCGGGCGUUCUGGCAGAAGACCUCCGACUUCGCUCGGGAACUCGACGAGCAACGCGCACAAAUGGGAACCGAGCACCAUAUCAUCGGUCGUGUACUGGACGAGCGCGUCCUGGUAGAUCGCUCCGUUGUGUUCCUUGCUGGGUCGAGUUCCAACGUGUCCAUCCGAUGGCAGCAAAGCAGAUUCAUUGGCGCAGGGUCGUUCGGGUCGGUGUAUUUGGCGAUCAACCUCGACUCCAACACGCUGAUGGCCGUGAAGGAGAUCAAGUUCCAGGAGACUGCGGGCCUCACGAGCCUGUACUCGCACAUCCGCGACGAGCUUGCGGUCAUGGAAAUGCUGCAUCAUCCAAACGUAGUCGAGUACUACGGCAUCGAAGUUCACCGAGACAAGGUAUACAUCUUCGAAGAGUACUGCAAGGGAGGAAGCUUGGCUGCGUUGCUCGAGCACGGACGUAUCGAGGACGAAGGUAUCCUGCAAGUCUACACUUUGCAGAUGCUAGAGGGUCUUGCGUACUUGCAUUCUCAGGGCAUUGUCCACCGAGACAUCAAACCAGACAACAUCCUCCUCGACCAUAUGGGCGUCAUCAAGUAUGUCGACUUCGGCGCGGCCAAGAUCAUUGCGAAAAACCGUGGGACUCUCCGACGCACUCGUCGUUCAGAUUCCUCCGUUGCCUCACCAGGAUCAGCAGCGGCAGACCCUGACCAACUCGGUCUCAACAACUCCCUCACGGGAACACCGAUGUACAUGUCGCCUGAAGUCAUCAGGAACAACAAACUGGGACGUCAUGGUGCCAUGGACAUCUGGUCGUUAGGUUGUGUCGUCCUGGAGUGCGCGACUGGCCGGAAGCCCUGGAGCAAUCUCGAUAACGAAUGGGCGAUAAUGUUCCAUAUCGGUGUCGCAACUCAGCAUCCACCCCUGCCCGAGCCCGGCCAGCUGAGCGAGAUGGGCAUCGACUUCAUCAGGCGAUGCCUUACGAUUGACCCUUUGGCCCGUCCGACCGCCAUAGAGCUCAUGGACCACCCGUGGAUGCUCGACUUCCGAGAGAAGCUUGAGGACUACGAGAAGGCGGAGAACGUCAUCGCAUCCGGCGCGUCAAUACCCGCCGAAGGCACCUACGAAGCCGCAACGGUCGCCCGCCAGGCCGCGAUCCUGCAGGAGAAGGAAACAGAGCUAAUCGCAGCCCAGUCACCUAGUCUGUCGCCCAUACAGUCACCAGAGGGCUCGUCGGUCAACUCGCUCUCCCCUGGGCUGAAUGACGCUCGCCUGGAUCUGCUGUCGAGCUUCUCGACCCCAGACAGCUCGAGUUCGAGCGCGAAUGGGAACAGCUCUGGUUCUGGUUCUGGCUCAUGA
Dichomitus squalens LYAD-421 SS1 is the source of this 3951-nucleotide messenger RNA. Its product is annotated as kinase. NCBI's taxonomy places the organism in Eukaryota, Fungi, Basidiomycota, Agaricomycetes, Polyporales, Polyporaceae. The transcript is spliced from 5 exons. The record is from RefSeq and is a predicted model, not a curated record. Gene Ontology annotation, molecular function: protein kinase activity; ATP binding. Bases 1 to 3951 code for a protein of 1316 amino acids. Gene Ontology annotation, biological process: protein phosphorylation.